AUGGAGAAUAAGAGCAACAACAAUGGAGAUUUUGGAGGAGAAGAAAGUUCCAUUGACGGAGACAUACUCGCAUCGAUCCUCUCCAAAUUGCCGCUACUCGACCUCGACUCUGCCUGCCACGUGUCCAAAUCCUGGAACCGGUCCGCCUUCUUCUCCCUCCGCCUUCUUAAAACCAUGCCUUGGUUGAUCGUCUACCGACAGAGGAGAUUCCCGCCGUGCACCAUGGCGGCGAAGGCGAUGGCUUACGAUCCCAAGUCCGAUGAGUGGAUCGAGCUCAUAACCGCAUCCCCCGUUGAACACCUGUCCGCUGCUCGAUCCGCCCACUCCACGUUGCUCUACGCGCUAUCGCCGACAAAAUUCUCCUUCUCAGUCGACGCAUUUCAUCUGAAUUGGCGACACGUGGCACCUCCGAGAGUGUGGAGGAUCGAUCCAAUCGUCGCCGUCGUCGGACAGAGCCUGAUCGUAGCCGGCGGCGUGUGCGAAUUCGAGGACGAUAAAGUCGCCGUCGAGUGUCUAGACAUCGAAUCCGGCGGUGCCGUGUGGGAGAGAUGUGAAUCUAUGCCGGAUUUCCUCUGGAACUCUGCAUCCUCCACGUGGCUAUCCGUUGCAGCAAGUUCGGAAAAGAUGUACGUGACUGAGAAAAGAUCAGGCAUGGCUUGUAGUUUCGAUCCAGAAACUAGAUCGUGGACGGAACUCCUUGAUCUCUCUCCCGUAGACGAACACGGCGGCGACUGUAAAUUGUACUCACGCGUGAUGGGAUUCGCGGGUAACCGUCUAAUCAUGGCGGGGAUCACCGGAGACGAUUAUAAUCCGACGGGAAUCGAACUGUGGGAAAUAGUAUCCAACGAAUCCCUGUUGAAUUUGAAAUUCGAAACGAUUGGAUCCAUGCCUAAGGCGUGUUUUGGUAAACUCAGGGGAGUUGAUUCCGAUUGGCCGUUAACGUCGAUAGCGUUGAACGCCGUGGGAGAUAUGGUUUAUGUUCAUAAUGCGACGGAGACCGGAGAAAUUGUGGCGGCGGAGAUAGAAGAAGGAAAGCUCUGCAAGUGGAGGACGCUGCGUAACGCAGACGCUACGUGGAACAGAAGUGACGCGGGGGAAAGAGUUAUGGUUGCGUGCUCAAACGUGAGUUUUAGCGAUUUGAAAAGUGCGUUUAAGAAUAAUUUGAGUUUCUCCGUGGUCCGUUAA
This is a messenger RNA of Microthlaspi erraticum, 1185 nucleotides long. The record is from the annotation of a GenBank genome assembly. Lineage: Eukaryota; Viridiplantae; Streptophyta; Magnoliopsida; Brassicales; Brassicaceae.